This is a messenger RNA of Aspergillus brunneoviolaceus CBS 621.78, 1845 nucleotides long. It is a transcript of the gene mirC, whose product is annotated as siderochrome-iron transporter MirC. Gene Ontology annotation, biological process: siderophore transmembrane transport. The record is from RefSeq and is a predicted model, not a curated record. The transcript has 5 exons. NCBI's taxonomy places the organism in Eukaryota, Fungi, Ascomycota, Eurotiomycetes, Eurotiales, Aspergillaceae. Gene Ontology annotation, molecular function: siderophore-iron transmembrane transporter activity. Bases 1 to 1845 code for a protein of 614 amino acids.
AUGCCCUUACUUGAUUACCGCUCGAAAGUUUCAUAUGGCACAAUCAGUCAAAUGGAUCAAUACAACGACGAGGAAGGAGAACAUCUUCUCCAAGCAGGAUAUGAGGCAGGCAGGCAUGACAGCGAUGUAGAGUCCUCGGGGGAUUCUAUACAGGAGGGUGUCAGGAAGAUUGAAGCAAUCAACCUGACUUGGACCACACGGUCUUUGAUCAUAGCAUAUAUCAGCAUAUUCCUCAUGGCAUUUUGUACGUCCCUUGAGGGUCAAACCGUAAUGUCCCUUUCGGCAUAUGCUACAAGCGCUUUCAGCAAACAUUCGUUGAUCUCAACUGUUCUUGUUGUUCAGAAUGUCGUUAAUGCUGUCAUUAAGCCACCCAUGGCAAAAGUCGCUGAUGUUUUCGGCCGUUUCGAGGCCUUCUGCGUCAGUAUAUUGAUAUACGUUCUUGGAUACGUCCAAAUGGCUGCGUCGACCAAUGUUCAGACAUACGCCUCAGCCCAAAUCUUUUACUCCGCCGGUUCAACUGGCUUGCAAAUAUUGCAACAGGUCUUCAUCGCCGACAGCAGUAGCCUCCUCAACCGUGCACUUCUUGCACUUCUACCGGAGCUACCCUUUUUAGUGACUGUCUGGAUCGGGCCGACGAUUGCAAACGCGGUGCUUGAGCAUACCUCAUGGCGCUGGGGCUACGGCAUGUGGUCAAUCAUUCUGCCCGCUUCGUUUCUUCCUUUGGCACUCUCACUCUUGUUGAACCAGCGCAAGGCCAAGAGGCUGAACCUCAUUAAGCCCAGGAGCGCUCACCGUCGUGGAUUCAUUGCCGCUGUUCGCCACACUUGGUAUGAUCUUGACAUGUUCGGCUUGAUUCUGCUGUCCGCGGCAGUGACCUUGAUUUUGGUUCCCUUGACUCUGGCGGCCAAUUCCAAGAACGGGUGGAAGAAUAACAGCAUCAUCGCCAUGAUCAUAGUUGGUAUAGUCUGCCUUUGCGCUUUACCUGCUUGGGAAAGCUCGAAGAAGUUGGCUCCCAAGCCCUUGCUUUCCUUGCACCUCCUCAAACAGCGUACUGCUCUGGCAGGUUGUACUCUGGCUUUCUUCUACUUCAUGGCAUUCUAUUUUUCUGUUCAGCCGUACCUCUACUCUUAUCUCCAGGUUGUCCAGGACUACGAUGUAGCAACAGCGGGUCGUGUGACCCAAACGUUCGCUUUCACAUCCACUAUUGCCGCCUUUGGAGUUUCGAUCCUGAUCAAAUAUACACGGCGUUACCGCGUCUACGUCACGAUUGGCUGCGUGAUAUACAUUUCUGGGAUAUUCCUAAUGUUGACCUACCGGAGAGAGGGGAGCUCACCAGCUUUGAUUUUGGGGACCCAGGUGAUAGUCGGUGCAGGCGGUGGGCUCCUCAAUGUACCUGUCCAAUUGGGAGUUCAGGCCUCCGCCAGCCACCAGGACGUUGCAGCCGCCACGGCAAUGUUCCUUACCUCCAUGGAAAUGGGCGGUGCCGUAGGAGCCGCCAUUUCGGGCGCCAUCUGGACACAUCACAUUCCACGCAAACUACAACAGUACCUUCCCGACGAGGCCAAGGCGGAUGUUAGUGAGAUAUUUGGAAAGUUGACCAAAGCACUUUCUUACCCUGUGGGCUCGCCCGCGCGGGUGGCCAUCAAUCGAGCCUAUCAGGAAACCAUGAACAAACUCUUGGUUCUGGCACUGAUUGCGACCAUCCCAUUGAUCCCCCUGAGCCUUCUCAUGUCCAAUUAUCAGCUCGACAAGAUGGGCGAAACCCCAACUCAUGAGCCCAUUCCUGCAGAAGCAGAAGCGGAUGAGCCUGAAUCUGAGGCACACUCAAAACGAUCUGAGCGUUAA